AUGGCCUCCCUCAUCAAGCACUUUGGUCAGCCACACCAUCUAUCAUUACAGAGGAUAGCCGAGCUGAUGGACGAGCCAAAUAUCCGUUCCGGUGACACGGCAGGAUUCAGGAAGUUUGCUCUGAGAGUCCGAGCGUUAGUCGGUAUGCUGGAGCAGCUCGGUCAAGAUGGACACAUAGAGUUACAGUGUGGAUCGCAUGUCGCAAGACUCACCAAGAAGCUACCCCAAGACCUCCGAGCUGCCUUCCGCCGCUACCUCUACCCACAAAACAAUGGUGUGCCAUCACUGAGAGACUUUGCAGAAUGGCUGGAGUAUGAGCUAAUCAUACAAGAGGGCGAAGAUCGAGGUGGCAAGGUUGAAGACCACUUCCGAGACAAGAGUAGCAUGAAACGAGAUCAUCGAUCUAUUAAGAGGAGUACAACGGUGUUGUUAGGCGCCACCCAGAACAGUGCCGUACAAGAGGCCCAAGCCACGCCCACUUCAGAGAGCCAAGAGAAGCCCAAAGCGUACUGUCCCUACUGCGCUAACACCAUGCACUUUCUGGAUCAGUGCUCUAACUUCCAGCUGUUGACCAAAGAGCAAAAGACCAGCUGGGUGAAGUCAAAGAACCGCUGCUGGCGCUGUGGGCGGGGCCAUCAAGCCGCUCAGUGUCGACUUCGAGUUCAAUGCAAGACAUGCAGAGGAAAGCAUCUCGAGGCCCUGCACGAAGUGAAUGUUCGACCAGCUGCACCCAGUAGCACAAACCUAACGCUAACAGAGUCCAAACCAACGACAGAUGUUCUCUACUUGGAUCGUCGAGCGGGGUGCAACCAAGUGCUCCUAAAGACAUGUAAAGUUCUGCUGCGGAACGGUGAGCACACAUUAGAGACAUUCGCCAUACUCGACGAUGGGUCUGAGAGGACUAUCUUACUGCAGGAAGCCACCCAGAAGCUACAGUUAAACGGGACCCCAGAGAAUCUCCUGCUACGCACCCCUGGGCGGUCGUCCCUGAUCAGCAGUAAGAAGCUUGGAGACUCCGGCAGCAGAGGGAGCGUCAGGAGCUGCAGCAGCGAUGUCACUCCACUGAAGCUCAGGAGCCACGGCCAGAGGAGCUCCCUGAGGGCCAGAGGUCCCCAGGAGCUCACUGAGGGCCAGAGGUCCCCAGGAGCUCCCUGA
This is a messenger RNA of Knipowitschia caucasica, 1155 nucleotides long. NCBI's taxonomy places the organism in Eukaryota, Metazoa, Chordata, Actinopteri, Gobiiformes, Gobiidae. The record is from the annotation of a GenBank genome assembly.